AUGGCCAGCACUCUGAGAUCCUGGAUGAUGUUUGCAGCGCUCGUCGCCUGCCUGCUGGUGUGUCUGAGCAGCUUCGCGGACGCGUACCCUCCCAAGCCGGAGAGCCCCGGCAGCAACGCCUCGCCGGAGGACUGGGCCAAAUACCACGCGGCCGUCAGGCAUUAUGUCAACCUCAUCACCAGGCAGAGGUAUGGGAAGAGGUCGACCCCCGAGCAGGAGAUGGCGUGGCUGCUGUUUGGGCCUGAUUCCAGCCAAGACACUGAACCACGCUCAGACUACGGUGAUCAGUGGUAAAUGAGCCCACUGUUAACCCUGACCCACCCGAUCCUUCGAUUCAUCAACAAUCAAACAACAGUGAGAUUCUCAAGUCACAGCCUGC
Chelmon rostratus (copperband butterflyfish) is the source of this 379-nucleotide messenger RNA. RefSeq names its product peptide Y. The record is from RefSeq and is a predicted model, not a curated record. Gene Ontology annotation, cellular component: extracellular region. The transcript has 3 exons. The coding region runs from base 1 to 294 and encodes 97 amino acids. Gene Ontology annotation, biological process: feeding behavior; neuropeptide signaling pathway. Lineage: Eukaryota; Metazoa; Chordata; Actinopteri; Chaetodontiformes; Chaetodontidae. Gene Ontology annotation, molecular function: neuropeptide hormone activity; neuropeptide Y receptor binding.